This is a messenger RNA of Lathyrus sativus (Indian pea), 639 nucleotides long. The record is from the annotation of a GenBank genome assembly. Lineage: Eukaryota; Viridiplantae; Streptophyta; Magnoliopsida; Fabales; Fabaceae.
AUGGGUAAUCAAAAACUUGAAACCCAUCAUCAAUUUUACAACCACCAUCAAAAAAACACAUUCCUUCCAAUGCUAUGUUCCAAACCCUCCAUCAAAGAAGUGAAUCUCCCAAGAUGUAGAAUCAACCAACCAUCUUCUUGCAAUGACCCUUUAUCUCCAAGAAUAGGUUGCAUGGGUCAAGUCAAAAGGAACAACAAAAUUGCUGGAUUUCCAUCUUCACAAUACAAACUACUAAGUUUCAACAACAAAACCAUUUCUAGUUCCAUUAUUUCAUUUUCACCAGUUGUGAAAUACUCCAAACUCAAAAAACUUUUCUCUGGUAAGAAUCUUAUUGGCACCCCCUCUAUUACUUCUACCACCACCAUAACCAAACAAAGAGUUAUAGGUAAUAAUAGUAAAAUUCAAAAGUGUGUUAGGAAUGAGAAUGUUGUUGUUGGCAUAAAAAUUGAUGAAAUGGAUCCUCCUUUGCCUGUGAUCAAGAGAGUGAAUAAGAUUGAUGAAGGAACCAAAAGUGAUAACAGUCUUUGGAAAAGAAGAUCAGGAUCAAGUGGUGUUCCAUUGAGAAGUUUACAGGUUCAACAGAUUCAACAGAUUCAACUUCAAACUCCAAAGAUUUGUAUUCAAACUACAACUGUUUGA